Messenger RNA from Branchiostoma floridae (Florida lancelet), 2599 nucleotides. Its product is annotated as polycystic kidney disease 2-like 2 protein. Gene Ontology annotation, cellular component: membrane. Gene Ontology annotation, molecular function: calcium channel activity. The coding region runs from base 15 to 1829 and encodes 604 amino acids. The transcript has 8 exons. NCBI's taxonomy places the organism in Eukaryota, Metazoa, Chordata, Leptocardii, Amphioxiformes, Branchiostomatidae. Gene Ontology annotation, biological process: detection of mechanical stimulus. The record is from RefSeq and is a predicted model, not a curated record.
UGAAGGCCCCGGUGAUGCCUAAGUCCUCCGCCUCCGGUAGACAGGCUGAUCUGGCGGCAGCCCGCAGCCGGCGGCUGAAGGAACUCCGGAUGAACACGAUCCUGUGGGACGUCACCAAACAUUUCCUGGUGGUGGCCGUGGUCUUCUACCUGGCCUUCAGCAGUGUCCCCAUGCACGGCUACUUCAUGUACAAGGCUCUCAAUAACACGUUUUCGUCAAUAAAAAUGGUGAAAUCAGUCGAUGGCGUCUGGGACUGGACCAACACCGAACUGCUGAAGGUUCUGUUUGCCCAACCGGAGAGCAGCAUUCUGGACGACCAGUCCUACAGGGUCGGGGCAGCUGCCUUCAAGCAGUUUAGAAGCCGCCAGGGUGCCUGUAUACCAAACACCAUGGCCCCUCCUCUAUGUAAGCUGGACUAUUCCUGGACGCAGCACGAAAACGAAGAUUUUGGGGUAGGUUGGCGACCACUAUUGGACACAAACGUCACUACCAUUUCGCUGAGACCAAGACUUCCAAGGAGAGACGUUCUAAGAUUCCUGACCAACGUCACAUCACGUCGACGUCCGUACGGAAAACUGGGAGACGUGGUAGACUUCUAUAGAAGAUGGAACGAUUACUACGAACAGCGGAAAAAUGGCUCACGUUUCGCUGCCUCAAUGGCAUCCGCCUGGGUAUUCACACCGGGAGGGUCUUUCCCCUACAGCGGGAAAGUAGACACCUACACCGACGGAGCCUACAUGUUCGAGAUCGGUGACGAUCCCCGUCAGGCCGUCCUCACCAUCAAACAUCUACAGGAGAACAGUUGGCUGGAUCACCUCACAGAAGCCGUGAUAGUGGAGAUUAACGCUUACAACGCCAACGCCGAUCUGUUUGCGGUGAUCGACUUGCAGGUAGAGUUUCAAGCCGGACGCGCGGCUACAACAAACAAAGACAUCCACAUCUUCAAGUUGUACUCCUAUCUAGGGACUACUGGUCAACUGACGAUUGCGUUUCAGAUCAUUUUCGCCAUCUUGUUUGCCUUGUCGCUGAUCAGAGAGGGAAAGAAACUACUGAAACAGAAGAGGAAGUAUUUCUCCCAGCCUUGGAACAAUCUGGAGUUCCUCCGCCUCCUGUUGUGUAUUGUGGCCAUCGUCAUGUUUGCUGUGAAGGAAGGGGUUCGAAACUACCACGUCGACACAAUGAAAAGUCUUCAAGGUGGCUAUCACAGCUUCCGUUCUAUGGCCGUGUACUCGGAUGUCUUCUCUGCAUUUCUGGCCAUCCUUGUGUUCGUGAUGACGUUACAGUUCCUGCAGCUGUUGGGCUUCAAUCGGCUGAUCGGAGCCCUGUUCCACACACUGAGCAACGCGGGCAGGAAGAUCGCGAUGCUCGCCUUGCUAAUAUUCAUUCUUAUUACCGCAUACAGUACUGCCGGAGUUCUCCUUUUCGGACGCUGGAACCACGACUACAUCAGCUUCCCUUCAGCCGUCCGCUCACAGCUCCUCAUGAUCUUUGAGACCGUGUCCUACCACAACAUCAUCCUGAGCCAUCCUGUCGUGGGCCGAUUGUUUUUCUUCAGCUACGUGGUUAUCGCCAUCACCAUCAUCCUGAACGUCUUCGUGUCCAUCCUGGACGAUGAGCUGCGAACGUCCAAGCGUGAUCCUCGUGACCUUGGCGGAGACACGGACAUGGGAGAGUUCAUGAUAGACAGAUUCCUUCAGUUCCUAGGAGUCGUAACUGGGCAAGGAGCUGCUAAAGCUGAUGACAAGACACAUACGGACAGCGUAGAUGCGCAGCUGAAAGAACUGGAGGAAAAACUGGACCUCGUACUGCAGAAGGCUGACUCUAUAUAAGAUUUAGUUUACACAGAACAACUGGCUAACUAAAUGUAGAUUGGAUCAGCAAAUAAGGAAUGUCAUUUUGGCAUCUUCUAAAAUUUUGCUCUACCCUUGCCUUCAAAACUCCUUCCAACAGAACAAGACAUCCUGAAAUAUCUUAACACAUGUAAAAAUUUAUAUACUUUUGAGGGUUGAACUUCUCAAAGGUAAAAUUUAUGUAGUGAUUACCAUUAUCACUACAUAACGCUAAAUAACUGAUGAAGAAAAGUUGAAAAAACUUUGUGCAGUAAUAUGUAAGUGUGGAUUAUAACCUGAAAGUAAAAAACACAUAAUGCAAGUAUAAGUGAAUAGAAUAACUUUAUUAUUGUCCUAAGCUCUAAAAGAAAACAGAAUAAUGAGAAAACUGAGGUUCUUGUUUGAACAAUGUAGUAAAUGUAUCUUAAAUGUAUGUACUUCUUCUCUUCCUGAGAUACAAUAUUCCGCUUAAAAUGAAUGUGACAGGAUAGUAAUAAAACUAUGGGCUGAAACAUUAUAUAUGAUAUAAUGCCAGCAUAAUUGAGGUAUAACAUAAUGUUUAUACAGAAUAUAAUCAGAAAAUGCACUAUAGAAUAACUUGAUGUGCUCUGCUCCAUUAGGUAUAACAAUAUGAUCCCAUUCUGUAAUGACUUUGAAAGAAUUCAGAAUAGAACUGAAUUCUAACUGAAGUGAGAAACAUUGACUGUGUUAUCAUUAUGCAUCUAGUGUAGAUUAUAACAUGAAGAUCGAUAAACAUUAAUUUUUUAGUC